AACAUACUACAAUGGACGACGGUCUUUUAAGACUUUUUAGCUCUUGUUAGAUAAAGAGAGCACGGAGAGUGAAGCGACGUCGUUUUUGGGUAAGGUUUGGAGAAGGUAUGUCGCUGGUAGACUACGACGAUUCUUCUUCAUCCGACGACGAUGUAUUACCUGCUGCGGCGGAGCACAAGGAAGCUCUGCCACAAUCACAACCGCAACAGAAACUGAAACCCUCUCCAACUCCUUCAAUUACACGGAGAUGUUUAGAGGAGAAGGAAGAAAGUGGAGAGCUUCCUCAGCUACCAGAUGCUUUACUUCUUCUGGAGUCACCGAGACUCACACAUGUGAGUGGAAAUGACCAUGCCUCCGUUGUUGCAGCUGCAAUGGCCGAAAGUGCAUUACGGAAACGAGAGUUCAAUGGGAAAUCUUCUUCUCUUCCUCGUCGUUCCAAGCUACCAAAGGGGAAUCUGCCUCAUUCUAAGAAUAGCCCAGAUACUUUGGGUAAUGUGCUUGUGCCUCCUCAGCUCAAAGGAAGGAGUAAUGUUGCCACAGAAGAUAUGAGCAGGCUUUUUGUGAAAAAACGACUAGACUCCUCCAAGGAAAGAUCUCCUAAUCAGGAAUAGUAUCGUUAUAUGGCUCUUUCUUUACCCGCAGAAAAGAAAAUCAAAAACUUGGUUUAAUCUCAACGGUUUAACCUAGCUCUGUUCUUGAUUGGUUUAGCCUUAAUUCCCACAAGUGUCAGGUGCUUGAAGUUUGAAGUUAUGCGUAUAAGUUCUUUUUUCAAAAGUUUAAAGCAUAUUGUUUUCGAGUGUUUUUUUUGUUCUA
Molecule: messenger RNA, 813 nt
Organism: Brassica oleracea var. oleracea
Lineage: Eukaryota; Viridiplantae; Streptophyta; Magnoliopsida; Brassicales; Brassicaceae
Exons: 3
Coding region: 108-611 (167 amino acids)
Source: RefSeq, a predicted model, not a curated record